CUCCUCACCUUGUCUACACUUUCUGCUGCACUCUAGUCCUUGUAUUUUCAAUUACUUAGACCGUCGCCAUGGUUGUAUUUUUUUUUUACAACGGUCCACUUCUCCGCUGUAAGCGUCGCGAAAAUGAAAACAAGACCAGUUGACUGAAAUAUCACUCCACCGAGUCAUGACGUUCUCUGUUUCUUUUCCCAACCAUGUACGGCCCAUUCUCUCUGAUUUCUCGCCUCAUCUCUCCAGCAUUCUCUUGCUCUUACUCUGGCAGCAAUGGUUUUCCAAGUUUGAAUAUGCUUUCUGACGACAUAUUGGUCGAUCAUAUCUUCGACUAUCUGAUGGUGGAGGAUAUUCUAUGCUUACGAAUGGUAAACAAACUGUUUUACAACCUCACGCAUCAUGGUAUAAUAUGGAAGCGAUUUCUGAAAAGGAUCGGACCCAAUGGACCUGCGUUACCGCCUUCUCUGCGAUAUUCACCUCAUUUUUUGACCUCGUUUGAAGCUGAACGACUAGUCAUCCGCGCCAUUACAGUUCACAAGAACUGGAUUCUGCCAAAUCCGCUUGCCGUCUCUGUCCUUUCUGUGCAGGCACACAGGCAUAUACUAUCAAUGGUCGUACUUCCAGGAGGAAAAUACCUUGUUGCUUCCGCAUGCAAUCUUGCCAAAACUCACUACAGCUUGGUUGUAUAUGUUCUUGAUCACCGUAUCUCCGGGAUCGUUCCUCUGGCAGAAACACCCGUGAAAGGGAAAGCAUAUCACAUAUGUGCCAAGUACAUGAACGUGGAAGGCACACCGAGCAUACUUAUCGGCUAUAUCCGCCGCAAGACGCUGAAAAGUCAUAAAACUGCUAACAGUAUCGAUCCCUCCACAUAUAAUGCGUACUUUAACAACCCGAGGUGUCAAAUCGAUGCUCCUAUGCCGUUGAAGUAUGUCGCGACGUGUUUGCAAAUUUCUCUGGACGCACUAGAUGCGUUAGGAAACCCUGUUCUCGUGCCUGGUUCUCAGGAGUUCUUCGACUUCGCCGCAACACAACCCCCGCCAUUUCGCCUUCUCGGUCACCUUCGCAGCGAUUCGGAGCUUCGAAACGUGGACCUUGGUGAAGUCGAUGGCGUUCCGAACAUGGUUGUUGCCAAGAUGCCCGAAACAAUUGUGAUGAAAGAACUGACUUCUGGUGGCCACAUAUCUGCUUUUAAAUGCGCGCGUGAAGCCACGCUUUCACAACAGGAGCAACCUAUCUGUAACCUCCGGCUAUUACCUUUGCAGGGGCAGAUUCUCGUCGUUCGUUCUACGAACCGUCCGCAGUUGGCACCAGCCAAUCCCUCCCCCGGCGGUCCACCUAUCAUUCCUGAUGUCAUGUUCACCGUCGCCAUGUUUCCUGCGCCUGAACCUGGGGAUAUAGAAGCUGGAGAGUUCAACCCGCUUUCACUUGCCUCCUUUUACGGGAAAGACAUUGAAGACUUCCAAAUAAGUGACCCACAUGUGCCCAAGGACCAUGGUGGCGACACUAAUUUCUUGCCGCCUCCCAUCAAUAUUUUCUACAGGAAUGAAAGCGGGGGUCGUAUAUGUCACAUGUCUAUCUCGCCAACCCCACGAGAGAACGCUCCCGAGGCGUUUAAAUCUACAGGGAAGCCGCAUUACGCUAUCGCGAAUCUGAAGUCCAACAUGACGCAUCGCCUAACCUUCAAAAACAACGACUCCCGAACAACAUGCAGAACAUUCGUCAUGCCAGGGUCUCUGCGCUCUUUAUUCUACUCCAUUCCUCGCGAAAAUCGCUCGGACACUCUUUCGGUCCGCAAUUUCUCCGGUCAUCUUCUAUCGAGACGAGGUGACGAUGCAUAUAGCAUUAUGCGGCGCGAGACGCUGCAGAAUGUCCUCCGAAACGUUCCCAAGCACCGCGAGAAUAUCUUGGGACAGUUUGACCUGCCUUCCCAUAUUCUGCGUCAUAUUCGCGAUGGUGUGACGGCGAUAGCCUGGGACGAGAGCACUGGACGUAUCUUUUAUUCCAAGCCACACGAUACCAUGUUGUUUGUGCUUGAUAUGGCACAAACCCCAUUGGAAGCGAGGGAUGGGCAGCGUUAUCCCAUCCCUCUGGAGGAUGAACGCAUGCUCGAUCUGUGAAUUAUACUAGAUGAUAGCGUAUGCUCUCUUGGAGACGUUUUGGGCACCCGUAUGAUAAUAAAGGACCCGACGAACUAAUUACUUGACCGAUUGUAUAUUAGGAUACCUUAGUCCGCGAUGACUUCACUGUCGUUUGUCUCUGGUCAU
Messenger RNA from Suillus paluster, 2255 nucleotides. RefSeq lists its product as uncharacterized. The transcript is spliced from 6 exons. The coding region runs from base 195 to 2108 and encodes 637 amino acids. Gene Ontology annotation, molecular function: protein binding. The record is from RefSeq and is a predicted model, not a curated record. NCBI's taxonomy places the organism in Eukaryota, Fungi, Basidiomycota, Agaricomycetes, Boletales, Suillaceae.